GCUAGAAGAGUUUAGGUAUUGUGAGUUGGCUUUUGAGAAGCAGGGAGAAAGUCAUGCUCUCACCUGAGUGCACACUAUGCUGAAGAUGUAAUGGGAAUCAUUUUAUCACUGCUCCUUAUUUUCCGUUUAGGAGGACAUGGCUGCUCACGUGGGAGCAUCCCGAACACCUCAGGAAGUGAUGGAGCACUACGUGAGCAUGUAUAUCCAUGGCAACCUGGGAAAAGCCUGCAUCCCUGACACUAUUCCGAACAGGGUAACGGAUCACACGUGUCCCAGCGGCGGCCCGCUUUCUCCCAGCUUGACCACGCCGCUCCCCCCGUUGGAUAUAUCGGUGGCCGAACAGCAGCAGUUGGGAUACAUGCCACUCCGGGAUGACUACGAGAUCGAAUACGAUCAGGACGCGGAGACUCUGAUCAGUGGCCUUUCGGUGAACUAUGACGACGAUGACGUGGAAAUAGAGUUAAAAAGAGCUCAUGUAGACAUGUAUGUAAGGAAACUCAAGGAGAGGCAACGGCGGAAGAACAUUGCACGAGACUAUAACUUGGUACCAGCCUUUCUGGGGAAGGAUAAAAAGGACAAGGAGAAAGCUCCCAAACGAAAGAUCACAAAAGAAGAGAAGGAGUUAAGGCUGAAACUGAGGCCUCUGUACCAGUUCAUGUCUUGUAAGGAGUUUGAAGACUUCUUUGAGAACAUGCAUAAAGAGAGGAUACUUAGAGCAAAGAUUCGGGAGUUGCAGCGGUAUCGUCGAAAUGGAAUCACCAAAAUGGAAGAGUCGGCAGAAUACGAGGCAGCCAGGCACAAACGGGAAAAGAGGAAGGAGAACAAAAACAUAGCUAGUUCCAAGAGAGGGAAGGAAGAUGGUAAAGAAGGUGAAUUUGCUGCCAUUGAAAACCUGCCUGGCUUUGAACUCUUAUCGGACAGGGAAAAGGUGCUCUGCAGCUCUCUAAAUUUGAGUCCUGCACGUUAUGUGACAGUAAAAACUAUAAUCAUUAAAGACCAUCUCCAAAAAAGACAAGGAAUUCCUUCAAAGAGUCGCCUUCCCAGUUACUUAGAUAAGGUACUGAAGAAAAGGAUUUUAAACUUUCUAACAGAAAGUGGUUGGAUAUCCAGGGAUGCUUCAUGAAACUCAGCUGAUCUGAAAAAACGCAGCAGAGGCCCAUUAUAGCCUCAAGGACUCCAUUAUUUUUUUUCCUUCCCUCCCCAAAGAUACAGAAAUUAUGUUACUUAAAAACAACAAAAAAAAGAAAAUACAUAAAUCCCGACAGUAUUCAUGAUCCAUGGUUCAAAUAGACUUCUGCUUUGGAUCAUGGAAAGUACUUAAUUGUGAAACUUCUACAUUGGAUUUCACUGCUUUUGGCACAUUACUAGAACAGAUUUCUUCCAUGUGAACUUACUCAAGUCCAGUAGUCCCAGAGUAGUUACUUUACUCCUUACUAUUGGACAAAUGAGUAUCAGUGUAAUCCUUGCUUUUCUUUAAGGUGGGAGAUAGUUUCAUUUGCUGGAAACUGUCUUCUCCCUUUCUUUCAUUUUUUGGUGUAAUGCUGGCAGCAAAGUGAAGCUUACAAAAGUCCUGAGCGCAGGAGCAGGGUGAGCAAGGACUUUUGUGACCAUUGCUAAGCUUUCAGAACAUUCUCCUUAGUAACUACAGCCAAGGUGCUGGGACAGCGGGGUGAGUUUCUGUCGAGAAUACAGCAAGGAUUAGCCAUGGCAGGGAGUGGAAGGAAAGAAAUGUGGUAGGUGAGAUGCCUUCAGGUACUUGUGCUGUGGAAAGGGUUCUUGAAGAGCUACCUGCACACCCAGCUGAUCCGGACAUAGCUUUGACUUCAGUCUUUGCUGAAACAGGCUCUGCUGAAGCUUCGAUGCUAACUAAUUAGUAGCAGAGUUGCAGGGGUGCAUGGCAGCUGUGGUGCUCUGUUCCAGAGGAAGGGUCAGCACUACUGUGAAGUGGCUGUUUGGGGCUAGAAAUGGGGUUUGGGAAAAUAGGCAGUGAGUUGUCUUGUAGCCGUUGGGAGCCUCAGGCAGCAAAAUCACUGUUUCUUGUCAGGGGAAGUUACACCUUCAUUGGCAUCUGUAACUUCUGAGCUUGUAUGGGAUGAGGAGGUGUAGCUGCCAAAUCCUGAAACUGAUUGGGAGGGACAGGGAAAAAGAGCGGAAUUCUCAAGUGAAGAGCGAACACCAAGACUGGUUUUUAAAAACAAAAAUGAGAGGUGAUAGAGAUUAGGUCAAGAUGCACAGCUAAUGUGCUUCUGAAGUACAGAGCUGUAAAUCGAGCCAUUACUGGAUUCUGGUGGCACAUAACCUUGAAACGUACUGGACUAAACACACUGAAGUUGAAAUGACUGAUGUGGCAGAAGGGUGACUGCAGCCCACUGCAGGGGGAACAGUGCACCUGGAGAGGGAACUCGUCACGACUCUGACUAGUCUGAGAUGAUGAUUUAACACAGCGUGUGGCAGAAACGCCAGACCCACAGCACUGUUCUAGUAAGAUUAAGGGAAAGAUGUUGAAGGAGGACUAGAAAAGAUUUUAAUGCUCAUUUCAUCCUUAAAUUCCCGUGCUGGUAUUUAACCAAAUGAAUAAAAAAUGGUGGUUGCCAUGUGGAAGACAGCACAGUGUUACUUGUGCUUAAGCCUCUCUGCUGGUCGUGUCUGGAGAGGGAAGCUGUGGCCGGAGGCCAGCUGGGCAGGUCUUCUGGAGCACAGAUGUGCCAAAACAUGGAACUUGACUGGCUUCAGAACAAGUGCAAGCACUGCAAAUGUCACCUUGGCUUGAUGCUUUGGGCUGUAGUCAGUAAGGAUACUUAAAACAGUAUCAAUUCUGCAACUUGGCAGAGGUAUACUGAUCAGAACUGGGUUUUAGUUAAUACAUCCAGCAUUACCAAACUAGUGUUACCAGUGAGUUUAGAAUAAAAGGGGUACAAUUACAAAGCCAGCAUUUCUAAGGAAGAAGAAACCAAAACUCUAGUGCCUUUUUCUUGUGAGCUUGUGAUGUUAUGUCCCUUCAAAAAGGUAAGGGCUAUGUCCUCUCGGAUGUAAUGCUUUGUUUGGCUUACCUGUAAGUGGCUUGUUGUGGAAUACUUGAGACAAAACUGUCUCUCCUUGGCAGCAGUGGUACGAACUGCAAUGUGCUGAGUAGCUUUAAGAACCACUUCCACCCUAUAUGCAUGUACAAACAGCAUACAAGUUCAUAAGGUAUAAACCCUUGGUUAUUUUCUGUCCUACUCCUGUGGAAAGGAAGCUCAGCCUUUCUUUCUUGUAUUCGAGUUAUGCAAUUUGGUUCUUCCUGGAACUUGUUACCUAACUGCUAUAACAUACCAUUACUGAUAAGUGUUCUGGAUCCUCAACUCUGCAUGUAGCUGAGAGUUUAAAUUGAUUUGGGUUUUUUUAUUUUUUUUCUCAAAUCUGUGAUUUUUAUAUUUCUACACUGUUUUGGCACACCUAAGUCUAACUGAAGCAAUAGUCUAAAGCCCAUCUGAACAAUAACUUAAAAAAAAAAUCUAGGCACCUAUGAGUCAUUUAAUGUUGAAGUGAAUUCUGCAUUUAAACUUUGUAGUUUAACUCCUCAGCCCCUCCAAAAUGUUUCUUUGGUGCUAGACGUAACUUAUUGAACAUCAAAAUGAAUGUAAAAUAAAGUAUUUUUAAUGUAUGAAAUAUGGAUAUCAAUAUUUAUUUUAUACUUGCAAGCAAAUUCAAGGUGGUAAAUGUUUGCUUUAGCAAAUACUAGUCCCUUGGAAAGGGCUUCCCUAGAAGCAAUGUCUCAUUGUCAGCUAUGCUUUUAAUUUUAAAGGUGACUUGCACUAGAGGAUGCUGCUGUUCCAUAUUUUCACAUGGAACUGAUCUCGUCUAAGCAUUCCUUUGUUAUGAGCUGCUGUUUUUUUGUUUGUUUUUAAGUUGAGAUGCAGUUAUGUUAAUCCAGCAAUUUACUAGAGCUAACUGCUUCUCUUUUGUGUUGAAGGGGCUGAAAAAAAACAUGGCAAAGAGCUCUUCAACUUGUAUCUUGUGUUGAUCUGGAAGCGCUUCCUGUACUGUACAAAUAACCUCGCCUUCAUGUUGCUAAUGAAAAGGUGUUUUAUAUGCUUAAUGCUCUUGACUUUUCUAAUUAAAGAUAUUACUAAUGAUAG
Athene cunicularia (burrowing owl) is the source of this 4118-nucleotide messenger RNA. It is a transcript of the gene TADA2B, whose product is annotated as transcriptional adaptor 2B. The record is from RefSeq and is a predicted model, not a curated record. Gene Ontology annotation, cellular component: nucleus; SAGA-type complex. Gene Ontology annotation, molecular function: transcription coactivator activity; chromatin binding. Gene Ontology annotation, biological process: chromatin remodeling; regulation of transcription by RNA polymerase II. The coding region runs from base 137 to 1123 and encodes 328 amino acids. The transcript has a single exon. NCBI's taxonomy places the organism in Eukaryota, Metazoa, Chordata, Aves, Strigiformes, Strigidae.